Amoebophrya sp. A25 is the source of this 2769-nucleotide messenger RNA. Lineage: Eukaryota; Dinophyceae; Syndiniales; Amoebophryaceae. The record is from the annotation of a GenBank genome assembly.
AUGGUGCCGUUGUUUUAUGGGUGUAGAGAAUUCAUCUCCAAAGUGAAAGUCAUCUGGAAGAAAAACACAAGGGGAAAAAGGGACCCAGAUGAUCUCUGGGAUGGAUUCCCGAUACCUCUAAUUGUUGUAUUCUUGUUCCGCGUCCUGCGCCAGACUUCUGCUUUUCGUCUUCUACCUUCCUCUGGUAGCAUCUGCCCUAGCAUCUGCCUUAGCAGCGGAUGAUGUGCUCUCCACCUACCUACCAGAGAAAGAUGCUAUAGUUAAGGCUUCUUGCCCUAGUUGUCCAUCUCUAUAGACUUCCCGCAACAGAAGUAUGCUGCUCCACAGUCUCCAUCCCUACGCGGAAAAUACGCAGGUAGGUUUUGAUUUAUCGGGACUCGCUCGCAAAGUACGCCGGUAGGUUUUGACUUGUCGGAACUCGCUCGCACUACAAAAAAAAAAAAAAAACAGAUUAGUUGGAUUGUAUUGUACAAGGGAGACAUUGACGCGUAUGCAUACCCUUUCCGGAUCCCUAAGCAGAUCAAUAGGGGAGGCGCUAAUAUAGUACUGACGAAAUGGUCCCUGGUUUCCAAGUCCUUCGCUGAACUUGGGGCCAAGGCACGCGAAGUAGCAUGGGCUAGGGAUGAUUUGGCGCGUCUACAACACGAUAUCUUGGACCAGGAUCGGUUGCGGAAGGAGGCUGAAGAUUUAGGGAAGUGUUCUUAAUUUUUCAUUUUGUUGUUGUUUUCAUAACCAACGGGAUGCGGUUGUUGUUUUCAUAACCAACGGGAUGCGGCUGUUGUUUUCAUAACCAACAGGAUGCGAAUGAAUGAAUUCAUAACCAACAUGUGAAGUUCUUUUUCUACUUGUUUGUCGCUAGUAUGUCUUUUCUAAAUCUGUAAUAGAUUAUAUUCCGUGUUAGGCUAGUUCUAGUACUCCUCCCUUCAACGGUCGUGUGCGUUCCUGAUUAGUCUAUCUUAAUGCAGGGUUAGUGAAGUUAAUGUUAAACAACCUACUUGCAAUCUAGUACAAUCAUCAUCAUCAUCAUCUUUUGUUUUCAGAGAUAGAUGAAGGCUGCGAUGAUCUAGUACUACACCUCCUUGAUUCAUUGUCGAUUGUCUACACGACCUCCUUGAUAAAGACCUUGAAGAUUAUGUUCUAAUUACUGCCCUACAACGCGAAAACGACGAGCUAGAAUUGGAGGUAUCGAAAUGGGAGAAACGAAUGAGGGGAGGCGCUGCUCAGAGCAGUAGCACAAGUAGCACUACAGGAGAAGAUCAUCGUCAAAGAGUACCACAAGUAGGCGAUCCUGAACCUCAACAAGAAGUCUCAGUUGAGACGCCAAAUAACAUCAAUGGAGGCAACAAUGGAGGCCAAGAACUUGGUACCCUGGAUGUAGCCUUAGCCGAAGAAGAGGCUCGUAUCUCCAAGCUCUUGCGCGCCAAGCAAGAAACGGACGCCAAAAAUGCUGAGGAGGUUGCUGCUGCAAAAGGCAAGGUGCAGGAUCUCCACACGCGUUGGGUGGCUGAAAAAGCCAAAUGGAAUCAGAUGAAAGAUACGGCAAUGUCAAUACAUUCAUCAGCAAAUGCAAUCUUUCGAUGCGUUGUUCUCUUUCAAUCUAACACAAACCUGCUUUCAACAUCUCCGCUAAUCCUAGAACAUACAUAGAUAGUUGUGAACUUAGACUGAGCUUGAGCUUCUUCUGCAGUACAUAGAAAUUUUUCAAUGCAUUCAUCAGCAAAUGCAAUCUUUCGAUGCCUUGUUCUCUUUCCUCGGUAUAACACAAACCUGCUUUCAACAUCUCCGCUAAUCCUAGAACCAUCGAGCCUCAACGGACACAGCGUGAUGAAAGAGACAAGUCUGUUGCAGUACCCAAUGGCAGCGCGCAAGUGGUCGUGAAGGCAGUGAGCUUUAUCGAACUGCAGCAAGCUGGAACUAAGCGCAUGGCUGCGCCCUCGAAGCCGGAGACGAAGCAGAAGAAAUUGGGCACAGCCACCUCGGUGAUGCUCUCGUAAGGCUUCUUCAUUAAAAUGCAAAAACUCUUUAUCAGACUGUUGCAUUAGUACAGUUGUGAUUUCUUGAAACAACUCAGUCUCAAUCUAUCAGACAGUAAAACUUUUGUUCAUCUUCAUUCGACAGUAAAACUUUUGUUCAUCUUCAUUCUUAAUUAUCCGAUUCAUUGCCAUCUGUCCGGACUUCUGUUGUCCUCGUCCUCUAAUCCAUUUCGAACUCGAAGAUGCGCGAAAAAUUUGAGCGCAUCCAAGCGGUGCUCCAACAGCGCAUCCUCGAAGCCAAGGCGCAGAAGCCUGCCUGUGUCUCGCCAUGUGAAGCGGUAGUGAAGAUUAAGGGUGAAGACAUGAAUUCAUCCUAAGAAGCAUCUUUGACCCCUUUGCUGAGGGGGAAAUGCGUGAAAGAUGCGAUUGAAGAUGAAUUUAUGUGAAGUCUAAGAAGAAGGCCACGGAGCUGACGGAAGCCCUCCACAAGGCAAAUUGCAUAGUGGAUGAUGAUGUGGCGGGAGUGUCCCUGUAGAAGAAACUCUGAAGGUUGUAGUCGCUGCGUAUUUCUGUUAUCUUUGUACUACAGGUCGUGUAGAUGGAGUCUCAUAAUCACGUCAAAAAGAAGGAUGAAAGGAAGUUCUUGAUGCAGAAUUCGAAAUUGAAGAAUUUGAAGAUGCAGUACUCGAAGAAUUUGAAGAAGCGGCAUUUCAAACUUCGACUACUAGAAUUGUUUUUUCCAGAUUUAUAGCGGACGAAGCUAACGGUUGGGAUGCGCAAGUUCGAGGGGUGGGAG